UGGAAAGAAAAAACAAAAAGCUUUGGGAUUGGAAUUGGAAUUGGAAUUGGAAUUAAACUUCAUAGAAAAUCACCGAUCAGAACUAAGUUUAAAGUUCUCUUUUCCAAAACAUAUAUCAAUUUGUACCAAAAAAAUUCUUAACAAAACUGUGAUAUAUAUUUUUGCACUUAUAACCAUUUUUUAGAGUUCUUUAACUCAUGUCUCUACUGAAUCAACUCUUCAACAGAGGACUUCAAGCCUCGAAAUGCAAGACAUGCUUGACCUUGGCAAUCUCACGAAUCAAAUUAUUACAAAACAAGAGAGAUGCACAGCUCAAAAAUAUGCGCAAGGAGAUAGCCCAAUUUCUGCAAGCCGGCCAGGAAUCCAUAGCUCGAAUUAGGGUUGAGCAUAUUAUACGUGAGCAAAAUAUAUGGGCUGCCUAUGAAAUUUUGGAGUUGUUCUGCGAGUUUGUUUAUGCCCGUGUCCCUAUCCUUGAAAGCCAAAAAGAAUGCCCUACGGAAUUGCGGGAAGCUGUUGCAAGUAUAAUCUUUGCAGCUCCAAGAUGUUCAGAUUUGCCAGAUUUAUUGCAUGUCAGGAAUCUAUUUGCAGCUAAAUAUGGAAAGGAAUUCAUAGCUGCAGCAUCUGAGCUUCGGCCUGAUACAAGUGUCAACCGUACAAUUAUAGAGAAACUUUCAGUCGGUGCUCCAUCAGCUGAAGUAAGGCUCAAUGUAUUGAAGGAAAUUGCAAGAGAGUACAACGUGGAGUGGGAUUGUUCUAACACAGAAGCAGAACUGAGUAAAAAGCCAGAGGACCUUCUGAAUGGACCAAAACAAAUUGCUGCACCUGCUCGGGCGUCUCUAGAACCAAAUGCUCGUGGUCAUGCCCCAACUUCUGCAAAUCCUGUGACGUCUCGAAAUGGCAAUCCAGGAGCUAGAAGUCUCGAGUCUCCAACCUCUGUUAGUAAAGCACCUCUAUGGCCUGCUAAUAUAGAUAAACCAUCACUUGGUGACAGCACUUUGGGUGAUUCUGUCGAUAUAAAAAAGGAUACAAGACCAGAAACAUCAGAUGUAUUAGAGAGAGCUCGUGCUGCUAUUUCUGCUGCAGAGCGUGCAUCUGCUGCUGCCCGACUUGCUGCAGAUUUGGUUAACAUCAAGUUCAAUUCUUCAAAGGUAGAGGAGGGCAAAAGUUAGUGAAGCUGUUAUUCUUAAUUUAGAUCUGCAGAUUUGGCUAGUGUCAAGUUUUCUUUUUUAAUCUGUCUGAUGCCUCUUUUCUUUAUGUGUGUCUGAGAGUGAGAGAGAGAGAGAGCAACAGGAUCAUAAUUUUAUCGUCAUGGCGGCUUCUGUGCACACUGUUAUAUCCUGGUGGUUUUCUUAUUCGACCAGCUUAGAAGUGCAAUGUUAUUUGUAAAAUAUGAAGUGAAUAUGAGUUCCCUGAAAUGAAUAAUAAGUAUUAGGAGUAUGAGUUUCAUGCUAAA
Messenger RNA from Lycium ferocissimum, 1453 nucleotides. RefSeq lists its product as uncharacterized. Lineage: Eukaryota; Viridiplantae; Streptophyta; Magnoliopsida; Solanales; Solanaceae. The record is from RefSeq and is a predicted model, not a curated record. Gene Ontology annotation, biological process: protein transport. The transcript is spliced from 6 exons. The coding region runs from base 198 to 1169 and encodes 323 amino acids.